This is a messenger RNA of Melitaea cinxia (Glanville fritillary), 1977 nucleotides long. RefSeq lists its product as uncharacterized. Lineage: Eukaryota; Metazoa; Arthropoda; Insecta; Lepidoptera; Nymphalidae. The record is from RefSeq and is a predicted model, not a curated record. Bases 1 to 1977 code for a protein of 658 amino acids. Gene Ontology annotation, molecular function: cysteine-type endopeptidase inhibitor activity. The transcript has 9 exons.
AUGCCUGGUAGCUAUAUGGACAAAGAUCCAAACGACCCUCUUUACAAAAAGAAGGCUGAGGCUUCACUGAAGACCUACCAGCAAAUCAGUGCUACUGACCGAGUUCACAAAGUAUUGCAAGUCCAAAAAGUUACCGUUCAAGUUGUUGCCGGAUGGCUUACAAGGAUUAAUUACGCUGCUGCCCUGACAAACUGUCUGCUCAAUAGUAACGCGCAACCAAAGGAUUCCUUAUGUGCGGAGUCAGAUUUAUCUAAUCUCCUCUUAUGCUCUUCAGAAACUUUAGAACGACCCUGGUUAGAGAACACGGAAAUAAAACUAUCUUGCGUUCCUAUACCAUAUGUGCCAUGGACUCCAGGUCGCGAAAUCAAAGGAAAUCCAAUCGACCCCAAAUACAAAUUAAUAGCCACAGAAGCGCUAAAAGUUCAUCUACGACUCAAGGGUAUUCGUAAACUUCAUCACGUUGAAGAAGUGACCGAUGUAACACUUAUAAUAAAUCCUGGUCGGACAACGAGACUUAAUUUCACAGCUGCACCAGACUGUGUGAAAUUAGAUAAUGGACAUUGUAGGAAGAACGUGUUGGCCGACAUGGCAUGUACUUCAGAAACUUGGGAAACACCCUGGAAUAUCGGUGUUUUAAUAAAGCCUGGCAAACACAUGGACCCAAACGACCUGUUAUAUAGAGAGAUGGCUACAGAGGCACUGGACCUAUACUUGCGACUAUUGCCAGCGCGUAAAUCUUACCGAACUCACCGCGUCGGACAAAUGGAGAGAGUUACUACUCAAUAUGUUACAUUGCACAAUGCAACUGGUCUCUUGACGAGAAUCAGUUUCACUGCAAUAAAGAACUGCCGGGCUUUGUUGGAUCAUCAUUGUAAAGUGACUUUACCAAUUGACCUCACAUGCGCUACAGAAUUUAUAGAACAACCAACAAUAGACGAAUCAUCAAUAAAAGUAUCCUGCGAUCAGGUACUUCUAAGUUCUUUGAGAAGUUCAAAGGUAAAAACAAAUGAUUUGUCUAGAAUAAGCCUUCGAGUAAUAUGCUGUUCAUUCAUCCUAAUUUGCCUAGGUGACAUAAGAAGUCAAGCAGACAAUGUAGAAGAAAAAGCUUCAGCGACGGGUAAUAAGAUUUCCAACGACCCUAACAUUCCCAUAUAUAGAGAUAUGGCUGAAGAAGCACUGAAAACAUAUUUGAGAGUCCAAGAUGUUUCUCGACCACAUCACGUAGUGCAAGUAGAAAAAGUUACAGUUCAAACGGUUUCUGGUACUAUAACGAGAAUUGAUUUUGUUGCUGCACCAAACUGUCUCGUAGUCAACGAUACCUACUGCGAGAACGAGUUGCCCAUUGACUUGAAAUGCUCUUCAGAAACUUGGGAACAACCUUGGUUGUCAAAAGCAUCUAUAAAAAUAUUGUGCGAUCCAUUACCCGAUUGCGUUGGAUGCGAAAUUCCCGUAAAUCCGAACAAUCCUAGAUACAGAGAAAUGGCCCGAGAUGCGCUAAAAAUAUACCUGCGUCGUAUUGGUGAUCUUCGCCUUUACCAAGUUGUACAAGUAGAGAGAGUCACAGAGCAAAUCGUUGCUGGGAUGAUCACGCGAAUCAAUUUUACAGCCGUAAUUUCUAACUGUAACGUCAAAGAUGUCGUGCAAACAAUAGAUUUGUCUAAACUUCUUGUGUGUAAAUCAGAACAUCUGACUUUAUUAUCCGGUAAAACAGAAAUAAAAGUAAAUUGCCUUCCUAUACUGAUAACAAAUCGAAACAAGUUUUUACCUAAGUUUUCACGGUUACUUUCCUAUACAGGACUUCUCGAUCCGCAAUACAAAAAAAAAAUGGCUGAAGAAUCGCUCCAAAAAUAUGUGAAUGAUAUUGGUUCUAAACAAAAUCAUAAAUUCUUGCAAGUCACAAAGGUAACGACACAAGUCGUCGUUGGAACCUUGACGAGAAUCAACUUCUACGCUGCUCCCACUUAUUGUCAACUCUGA